Messenger RNA from Cydia strobilella, 1814 nucleotides. RefSeq lists its product as uncharacterized. The transcript has a single exon. NCBI's taxonomy places the organism in Eukaryota, Metazoa, Arthropoda, Insecta, Lepidoptera, Tortricidae. The record is from RefSeq and is a predicted model, not a curated record. Bases 87 to 1814 code for a protein of 575 amino acids.
UCAUUUUGCCACAAAGCGUCGAGCAAUGAGUAAUUUUUCAAAUACAGUAUUAGUUAAGCAUAAUUUGCCGGACAUUCACUUUACUAAUGCUUCUUUUUCUCGUGCUGUUCGUCGUAUUAGUUAAAAUCAGUACAUCGCAAAGUAGUACUGGUACUAUAUUGUUUUACAAUAAGCACAUCGACACGGAUUGCUGGAGUCGGGAAGAGUUGGCAAAGUUACAAGCUCGAAAGAUUUUGAACCAAUUAAUACCAAAGCAAACGCCACCAGAUCAAAUAACUAAAAAAAUUGCAAAUGAAGCUUUGCGAUACUACCGGGAAGCCUUGCACACUGUAGAUAAACAACAGCGUUCUGCAUCUAAAACGGUGCUAAGGGAAGCUCUAGCAGAUACCAUCGGUGGUCAUUUGAGAAGCGAAGUGCUUCCCGCCGUUAGACUAGCUUUUUACGCCGGGUAUGUGCCUUAUAAAUCAGUUAGGAAAUUACACGACCUUUACAGCGAAAUAAAGACCACGUUAAACACCGAGGGACGUGGUUGGAAACCUCCUCCCAAAAUUCCGAUGACAGCUAACCUGACAGUUAACAAAAUUACCAUAGGACGCGGCAAGCUCUACGAUCCAUGCAAUUUUUUAGUCGUUAAAAGAGAUUCAAAUGCAUGUAUACGAAUGCCAAUUCCAAUAGUUGAUGACGCUAAUGACCCCUCUGCGAUUGCACUGCCUUUCAAGAGUGGGGGCUUAGUUAAUAUGCUGUCCCCAACCUCCCAAAAUAUAUUCCUAAAAUAUUAUACUAUGGCUUCUCGGUGUAUUUUACGUAGGUCACCUGCAACCUGUCGUCAUUCCGAUAUUGUAAAAUUUAAUAGUGACUUAUGGUGUUGGAUGAAAAAUGAUGUAGCACCUCAUCUGAUGGACGAAAAGCUUUACGCAGCGUAUGGCGGCGUGCUUAGAGUAGCUGCAGCUGUACAAACUUACGGAAAAGUGUUACCCAGACGUUAUCUCUUUGAUAAUUACAGAAACCCUAUGGAAUGGCAUUCUUGGAGAAAAUUAACCGAGCCAUACUUUUUCAUAGACUCAGACUGGACUCCCAGCAUUUACGUUGGAGUCGUUGUUCUAGCUGCAUUAGCUAUUUGCUUAUUACAAAUGUUUUACAAUUAUAUAUUUGGAAAAACUAAUAUGUGUGCUUGUGGAGGACAGAAACAGUCUGUCUUUCAAAAGAUAAAGCAGCAGCAUGUCCAGCAUGGAGCAACUAAAAGCGUUUACUACAAUGAACCGCAGCGGACAUGUUGCUCUCCAGGCAGUAGGGAAACAUCAUCACAGAUUCCUUCGAAGACACAGAGAGUUUACGACUAUAAUGACAAUCUGUUAGAUGUUAUCAUGAGUGACGCCGAAACGGGCGAAUACAGCAGUUCAGACUCUAAUAACGGAUAUGAUAGUAUGAAAGAAAACGAGCAUUACGGAAUCGAGACAAAAGCAGUAGCGAGGUCGACGAGCCCACCAAAAAUAGAAACUUCAAUCGAGCAGCUGAAAAUCAAUAGAGGUCGAGUCAGUAUUCGGGGCGAUGGAGCACAGAUGACGGAUAAGUGGGCGUCAACCGAGAACGGCAGCACGUCGUGCUGCGAGUCGGCGAGCAGCGGUACUCGUAGCUCCACGUCGCGGCCGCGCACGCGGCAGGCGCGCCCGCGCGUGCGCGUGCGCGUGCGCGACCUGGCCUGGGCGCGCCAGGUGUUGCACUCGGAGAUCUCGCCCGCACCGCGCCCCAGGACAUCCAGAACCAGCCCACACACAGAAAUGGACUCAUUUACCACGUCUACGACGCAAAGAUAG